Argiope bruennichi is the source of this 1803-nucleotide messenger RNA. RefSeq names its product alkylglycerol monooxygenase-like. Gene Ontology annotation, cellular component: endoplasmic reticulum. Bases 340 to 1719 code for a protein of 459 amino acids. The record is from RefSeq and is a predicted model, not a curated record. The transcript has 11 exons. Gene Ontology annotation, biological process: lipid biosynthetic process. Gene Ontology annotation, molecular function: oxidoreductase activity; iron ion binding. Lineage: Eukaryota; Metazoa; Arthropoda; Arachnida; Araneae; Araneidae.
GAAACCGUUUUUAUUGCUCUCGGCGUUUAGAAGAUGCUGUGCAUAUAAUAAUGUAAAGACUUAACUUUCUCUUGGAAAGAAAAAUGGCGCAGUACUUAUUCGAACUUAGAGUGAAAGACAUUUUUACUAGGUGAGUAAACAUUACGAGUGUUUACUUUUCUCCACGGUUUUUUCCUCCUUUUUUUUUGGCAAGAGUAUGUGAAGUUUGUAUGCUUAGAAUAUUUGACACUUGGGUGAGGUAGGAAUUGCUCUAUUCGAGUUUAGACUGUGAAAAAAUUUGAUAUCAUCAUAGUUUUCCAUUUUGUCGAGACAGCAUCUCACUCCCGAGUCGAAUGCAUCAUGAGUGUUGCGUCUGGAAUCAAUAUUCUUCAAAACAAUACGAUGGAAUUAGCAAACGAUUUAUUGAGAAGGUUGGGAUAUAUGUUUUACAUAAUGAAUCCAAGGGAACAUUUGUAUGAAAAAGUGAAAGACGUGCCUGAUUAUUAUAAAGAAGUGACCCCAGCUUUCAUCUUCGUGAUCAUUCUGGAACAGGUGCUUCACUUGAUACGUGGAAAGGAACUGAUGAGACUGAAUGAUUCUGUGGCAAACAUUUCCCAAGGAAUAUUAGUGGAGCUGUUUAAAAUACCGUUAUAUGGCGCGGAAUUGAUUCUCUAUACUUGGAUUUACAACAACUGGCGAAUCGGAACUCUACCCUGGGAUUCACCGUGGACUUGGAUUCUUUGUAUGGUACUUACGGACUUUUUUUUCUACUGGAUGCAUAGGCUGACACAUCAAGUCAGUAUUUUGUGGUGGUUUCACGAGCCACAUCAUAGUUCAGAAGAAUUCAACCUAACUGUGCCAUUGCGAUUGAGUGUAAUCACCAGUUCUACUAUGUGGCUUACGUAUAUACCAAUGGCCUUUUUUAUACCUCCAUCGACUUUUUUGGUGCAUUUUCAGCUGAAUGUCAUAUUUCAGUACUGGCUUCACAGCGAAUACAUUCCCAAUCUUGGAAUUUUGGAAUAUAUCUUUGUAACUCCAAGUCAUCAUCGUGUUCAUCAUGGACGAAACAGGCACUGCAUUGAUAAGAAUUUUGGAAGUUUCUUCAUUUUGUGGGACCGCUUAUUCGACACCUUUGAACCAGAAGGAGAGAAAAAAAUUACCUUUGGAGUCACAAAACCACUCCAGAGCUUCAAUCCUAUUGCAAUUCAGACGAAUCACAUACAGGCAGUAUGGAAGAAAUUCUCUACAGUGGACGGCUUCUGGAACAAAUUGUCAGCUAUAUUCAAAGGACCCGGUUGGAGUCCCGGCACACCCUGGCUGGGACAUUUGGAAGAUAUUCCGGAGCCAAAAGACGAUGAGCCAAAAUAUGAUCCAAAACUUCCAAGAUGGCUGGAAUUGUAUGUCAUAUUUCACGCUGCUGCUAUGGUCAUAGGAUACUUGCAAAUGAUUAUGUUUCUUUCAAAAAUCCCAAACUGGAUCACAUUCAUUAGCAGCCUUUAUAUCAUAUUGACAACUAUUUCGAUUGGAUGUUUGUUAGACCUCAGUUCUUGGGGAGCCUUAUUGGAACUUUUGAGAUGUCCUUUGUACUUUCUCCUGGAUAUGGCGAUACGGAGGGAAUUUUCCAGUGAUUAUAUGGUCCUGUAUGCCUCAAUGUAUGCUUUCAGAAGUUUAUUCUUCGCGUCCUUCAUAUUUUGGCUGUUUGCUACACCGAUAACAAGGAAAACAAAACAACUGCUCUAAAAUUUUCAAAAUUUUGAGGGAAAAAAAUGAUUUAUGUUAAUGCUCAAUAUAUCAGUUAAAGUUUCUUUUGUAUUGCACUUGAAA